AUGCAGGAGGAGGCAUUCAGCCCUGACUCCGAGCUCCGUGUGAUUGGCUCCACUGGUAGCGUUGCCAUGCUCGCUAACCGUGUCAGACUCUAUUUGGCUUAUUCUGCAGGCAUCCUCAGACCGAUUGAGAUGCCUGAGCUUUCACCCAAACUGGCAGCGUCUGUGAUUGGAGCUUCUCAAAGGCAAAUACCCAUCUGUGGUACCUGAGCUAAAGCGGCGUGCGCUCCUGUUUGUGGGCCAUACUGAUAAAAAUAAAAAACGUCAGAGGAGCCUACAGGCGGAUUCUGGUCCUGCUGCUGCUGCUGCUGCUGUGAUUGUGUUUAAAUCUAAUCACCUCUAUCCUGCUCUGGAUCUCACAGGUUCAGAGCGGCCUGAGGAGGGGAGUUUAUUUAAUAGACAGGAGGAAAAGAGACAACUACAUCUGUUUGUAUCGUAUCAAAAAAUCCUCUUUUUUUCAGUUUUUGUGCACACGUCUCUGUCGCCCUCCAUUAGAGCAGGAUAUGUCGUGAAAAUAAGCAGGAGCUCGUUCAUGUUAGCUAUAUUAUUAAGGUUUCUUUUCCCCUUCUUGGAGCGAUACUCUCCUGCACUCCUGUACUUUUUUUUCCCCCAGAUUGUUUUCACACAAUAGAGAGGACGGCCUGUCUGUGCACAUACACUCAGCUGCAAAUCAAAUCACACGCUGCGGUUGUUCCUCAGCGACAGGUGAGACACAGCCUGCAGAAACACACUCACAGCAGAGGGACGGCCACAUUACACACACACACACACACACACACUCAGGUGAUGUCAUGUGUUUUUACGGUUUGCAGCAGACCUUUAAUGACAGGGGCUGUGUCGUGUUUGCUGCGAUUACAAGUUAAAAAUACAGAUUCUUCUUUUCUUAAAUGCAAUUGUGUUUUUUUUAAAAGGCGUACAUGAGUCUUAGAUCAAUAGAUUCAUGCUCUCAGAGAAGAAGGUGGUUUCUCAGGUCAGUACGUAUUGUGGCCGUGCACUGGGGGUUAUUUUUGACUUUAUAAACAGGCGACAAAGAGAAAAGAAAUGAGGGUGAGGAGGAAAACAGAGGUCCAGGAGCAGAAUUGGAUUGUUGGUACAUGGUCGGCAUCUUGAGCACCGGUUGCAUAAAUUUACUUCUCCUUCCUGUUACUGAUUAAAUCGGCUUUUCUUUAUUGUCAUUUCUGCACCUUAUGCCUUUUAUUGAUGCAGUGGAGAGUUACCAGCUUCAUGUUGGUGACUGUGGAGUUUUCCUGGAGCACCAGCUGAAGAGAGCUAACCUAUUACUCUUCUGUUUUUUUUUCAGCUGCACCAAAGAGGAACUUCAGAGCAGGAAAUCAGCUACCGCAAAACGUCACCGGUGACCAAUCAUCACCUGUUUGACCUUCUGCAUUCAGGCACAAAGAGGCCCAGGAUGAUGAACUGCUCCUAA
Messenger RNA from Xyrichtys novacula (pearly razorfish), 1423 nucleotides. The record is from the annotation of a GenBank genome assembly. NCBI's taxonomy places the organism in Eukaryota, Metazoa, Chordata, Actinopteri, Labriformes, Labridae.